This is a messenger RNA of Peromyscus californicus insignis, 2222 nucleotides long. RefSeq names its product V-set and transmembrane domain containing 2B (gene Vstm2b). The record is from RefSeq and is a predicted model, not a curated record. NCBI's taxonomy places the organism in Eukaryota, Metazoa, Chordata, Mammalia, Rodentia, Cricetidae. The transcript is spliced from 6 exons. Bases 756 to 1643 code for a protein of 295 amino acids.
GCUUGCUGGCUCUCUGGUGCGCUCCGCGCCACAGGCACCUGCUCGCCCAGCGCUGGGCGCUCAUUUCCCUCUCUCACACUGCGGACUCCUGGUCUUCACUGUCACCUGGCUUUGCUUCUGGCCGGGACACAGCGCUCCGCCCUUCUCGCAGUCCCCUGGCGCCCAUCCACCCGCCAUGGCCCGGGUCUGGGCCAAAGAGUGGUGUGGCUCGUGGCCCAAACCUGGGUCUGCGCGCCGCGGUUGAGCGCCCACUCGCCUUGCGGAGAGCCGGGAAGAAACCGGCGGGGGCGGCGGCGGGAGAGCUCGGCGGGAGCCGGAGGAGGUGGCAGUCGGGAGCCCAGCCAGGAGACCGGGAAGCAGAAGCUGGUAGCUCUCUGGCACUUACCCGGUUCUCCAAGGAUGGGUCCUGGCGCAGCCCGGCUACUGCCCGGCCCGCCGGGCAGAAACUGAACUGCGGACCCCCCAUUUUCCUGUGAACCACCGGACCGAAGGAGGUACCGACUAAAGGAGCCUCCUGGCCGGACCUCGUCUCCUGUACCCCGAGCGCAGCGCCCCCCGCCUGACCCGCGCCCGGCUAGCCCUCAAGAAAGCCGGAUUGAUUGGCGGCCGGCGGCGGCCAGGGGAGGGGGCGCCGUGCCGGGCCAUGGCAGGCUCCGAGGAGUCCUAGCCCGAACUCAAGCCGGAGCCGAGCCCACGCUGCUGCAGCCGCCGCCUCUCCGCGCCGGGCCCCCGCCGCCGCCGCAACCCUGCGGGAGAUGGAACAGCGGAACCGGCUCGGCGCCCUCGGAUACCUGCCGCCUCUGCUGCUGCACGGCCUGCUGCUCUUCGUCGCCGACGCUACAUUCACCGAAGUCCCCCAAGAUGUAACCGUGCGGGAGGGAGACGAUAUCGAAAUGCCCUGCGCAUUCCGGGCCAGCGGAGCCACCUCAUACUCGCUGGAGAUUCAGUGGUGGUACCUUAAGGAACCUCCCCGGGAGCUGUUACACGAGCUGGCGCUCAGCGUGCCGGGCGCCCGGAGCAAGGUAACAAAUAAGGAUGCAACUAAAAUCAGCACCGUGCGUGUCCAGGGCAAUGACAUCUCGCACCGCCUUCGGUUGUCUGCUGUACGACUGCAGGAUGAAGGAGUUUACGAGUGUCGUGUGUCGGACUACAGCGACGACGACACUCAGGAACACAAGGCCCAGGCAUUGCUGCGCGUGCUGUCGCGCUUCGCACCGCCCAACAUGCAGGCUGCUGAGGCAGUGUCCCACAUUCAGAGCAGUGGCCCACGUCGACACGGAGCCCCCAGCGCUGUCAGCUCCAGUAACACAGGUGCCACUGCCCGCACCACCUCUGAACCCGGGCACAGCGACAAGAACGCACUUCCUGGGAGCCCUCCUGCUGUACCAGAAGUUCCAGAGGCCGCUGCCGCUGCCGCUGCAGCUGCCGCUGCAGCUGCCGCCGCUGCUUCUGCGACCCACACAGCCACCACCACUGCUGCAGCAGCUGCUGCUGCUUCAUCAGCGUCACCGCCAACGGGCCAGGCAGUCCUUCUGCGCCAGAGGCACGGUUCCGGUACUGGCCCUGGCUACAGCGCAGACCCUCUGCUGUCUCUGCUCUUGUUAGCACUGCAUAAGUUCCUGCACCCACUGCUGGGGCACUGACAGCCAUAAAACCUCAGUAGGCACCCUGGGAGGACACCUUGCCACAUGGACACAGGGACCAAGGGAAGCAUGAAGAAGUCCAUGCAGAAAUAAAUAAAUCAUAUUUUUGGGGAAGUAAUACAAAUUUAGAAGACUUAAAAUAACGCAUCAAGUUUCCAAAUAGGAUGGAGUGCAGGCCGUGCAGUGUGCAUGGGGUGCUGAGUACUCCACGGCCAUGUACAAUAUAUUUUUCUUUCCUUCACAUUCCCUCCGAAUCUUCAUUUUGCACGAACUGUUGAGCAGGUACUUUGAGGAUAAUAUGUAAAAAAAAUGUCGGGUCAAAGCCUUUCUGACAAAGUAAAAUAUUUUUAGGAGAUUAUUGUGUUUAGAAAUUUUUUUGAAUUUACAUUUUCUUUGGGGGCUUUUCCUUUAUUAAAUUAUUUCUUUGGAGACAUUUUGAUUAAAAAGAAACAUCAUAAUUAAAACUCACUGUCAAUAUUUAUUUUUAAAUAAAGAUUGGAAACAAGGGUAUAGUUGUUUAUAAACUGUACUGUAUAUUACUGAAUAACAGUUGAAUAAAAAAAAAGCCUUUUAAAUAGA